AUGCAGGAGCAAACAGUGAACAUUUCGUCUGAUUUGGUUUUGGGAGUUGUGCAGGACACGUGGUCCACAUCAUUCAGCCCUCGUGCUACGGUCGGAUUGCACUCGUCGAAUUCCACAGCAACCUUGCGGUCGCAACUUUCUUCCACCAAAGCGCAUCGCAAGCGACCGCUUCUGCCAGGAUUGCCAGCACAAGUUCGCGAGCUUCGGGAUGCUUACAGCACUGUGGACAGCCAUGUUGCCGAGAGCCUUGAGCGUGAGUUGAAAGUUUUAGCCUUAGAACAUGAAGGCAUCGCAGUUGAAGAAGCCAAGGGUAUGUAUGCUAUUGUGGAGCAUUGUCACAGUUGCGGGAUUCAUCAUGCUCUGUCAACCCGACAUGACGAAGAAGAAUAUUUAAAGCGAGCUGCAUCGAUCCUUGAGCAAAUCUUGCAAGAUUUAUCCGACGUUGUUCUGGGUAGCAUGAAGCUACCAUGCAAGCUGGAGGUGAAGCCUCGCUGCCUGUCCAAUUCCUACGAGCUCGGCCAAGACAUUUGGCAUCAUGGUUCCCGGGUAGGCGCAUUCGAGGUAUACCUCUUGGUUCCGCCAGUCGGGCUCAAGCUGUCUCGUGAACGACUUCGAUUUCCAGGCGAUGUCGUCACUCCAGAAUGGAGCCCAACAUGUGGAGCGACGUUGGAGCUACCUUGUGGGUACAGUGUUGUGUUGUUGCACUCCAAGUUGGCUUCGAAUGCUUGGUUAACUCAAGACAUUCUUCCCAGAAGAUUAGCGGAUUUGGUGCCGCGCGGCAUUGUGGAAAUGAAGGUGGUGCUGGCUGGUGGUCAGCUGUUGCCAGACUUUGAUAUUGAAAUCAGCUUCAGAACUCCUCCGAGCAGGAAUUUCAACAGUAGUGCUGGAGAAUCGGUGAUGCACUUCUGUGCACAGGAUGGUCUUUGCCAAGUUGAAGGUGUGCCAUUAAAGACAGAGAUGCGCAUCACUGUGAAGCACCCGGUCAUGGAAACUCAGGACCUGAGGCUAGUUCUUACACGUCGUACCGCUCGGAUUGUUCUCGCCGGCGAUGCUGUCGUUCGCCUGUGGUGCAUUGAUCGACCUGGCGGCACUGCCGUAGUCAUGGCCGACUACGUCCAACAAAACAACGGCGUACCGUCGUCAGCGCGCCCUUUGCGUGGACAGGUGGAGCAGGCAAGCGGAGAGAGCGUUCAAAUUGAUGGGGUCUUCCGGCUGCCUUGGCGUGGAGCGAUGCAUCAAUUCGAGGGCGUCCAGGUGCUGCCAGUGGACGGGCACGACACUGAGCCAAAAAGUUUAUCCGCGGUCGAUUUCUCAGACCUCGACGCAUUCAGGAGAAAUCCGCAGGCCUCGCUGAUUUUUGGUCACAAUGUGACCAAUGCUCUGUGCUGUCAGAUUCCGUCAUCUGGAAUGGUGAGGAGUUGGAUGCCAGUGAAGCCUGCGCAGCCCGAGGAGGUGUUGUUUUCAAAACCCUGUGGUGUGAUCUUCGCGGCCCUUCGUGAUGUCAUCCUCAAAAUGGAGACGAACUUCCAAGACACGGAAGGCUCACAAUACACGGAGGACCUGUGGCACGCGACAGCACAGUCGAGCCCGGCACAGGCGUCUCUGACCCGGGAGAGCCAGAGCCAGAGCAAGAGAUGGAUCCUACAGGCCAGGGUCCAGUGGACCCAGUGA
This is a messenger RNA of Symbiodinium necroappetens, 1671 nucleotides long. Lineage: Eukaryota; Dinophyceae; Suessiales; Symbiodiniaceae. The record is from the annotation of a GenBank genome assembly.